AUGGAUCCGUGUCCAUUUGUACGGUUAACUGUAGGGAAUUUGGCGUUGAAGUUUCCGGUGGCGUCGAAGUCGGCGGUGCACCCUUCGUCCUCACCGUGCCUUUGCAAAAUUAAGCUUAAGAGUUUCUCGUUACAAACGGCGGUGGUGCCGUACAUUUCGGAGAACACCCAGUUCCCUGAUGGAAAUCAACAAACACUCGCCGCCAGUUUCCACCUUAACAAGUCUGAUCAUGACCGGCUCACGGGGAAGUCGUCCCUGUUUGCUACCUCCAAGAAGCCUGAACUCAAAAUCUCGAUCUACACCAGCCGAGGGGGCACAACCUGUGGUGUGAACUCUGGUCGACUUCUGGGCAAAAUCUCAUUGCCGUUAGAUCUUACUGAAACGGAGUCUCGGACCGUACUCUUCCACAACGGGUGGAUUAAUGUUGGAAAAAAGAAAAGUUCUUCAAGUGCUCAGUUUCAUUUGAAUGUGAAGUCGGAGCCAGAUCCGAGGUUCGUGUUCCAGUUCGAUAGGGAACCGGAAUGCAGCCCGCAAGUUUUUCAAAUUCAAGGAAGUAUUCGCCAGCCUGUUUUUACCUGCAAAUUCAGUUUUCGUUCCACUGGAGAGCGCAAUCAAAGAUGCAGAUCAUUACCGUCUGAGCAAGGUGGUGCGAGAGGUUGGUUAAGUUCAUUUGGGAGUGAGAGAGAGAGGCCUGGAAAAGAAAGAAAAGGAUGGUCCAUCACAGUCCACGACCUCUCCGGUUCACCAGUUGCAACCGCAUCCAUGGUUACCCCAUUUGUUGCCUCUCCUGGUUCAGACAGAGUGAGCCGGUCUAAUCCUGGUUCGUGGCUCAUUCUUCGUCCAGGCGACGGUACUUGGAAACCAUGGGGCAGGCUGGAAGCUUGGCGUGAACGCGGCUCAACAGAUGGAGUCGGCUAUAGGUUUGAAUUGAUCCCCGACUCUGCCCCAGCCGGUGCUGGGAUUAUCUUGGCAGAGUCCACCCUCAGAUGCAGCAAGGGUGGAAAAUUUGUAAUCGACUUGAAUAACCGUAACAACAGUAAUUUCAAUGGGACUGCUCUGUCAAAUGGGAGGUCGACACCAAGCAGCGCAACAUAUCCGGUAUGCAGUCCUCAGGGCAGUGGAGAUUAUGGGUACGGACUCUGGCCCUACUGUAUGUACAGAGGAUUCGUGAUGUCUGCAAGUGUCGAAGGCGAAGGAGCCACUGGAAAAUGCAGUAGUAAACCCACGGUGGAGAUAAGCGUGCAGCAUGUAAACUGCACGGAGGAUGCAGCUGCUUUCGUGGCGUUGUCGGCUGCCAUUGAUCUCAGCAUGGAUGCUUGCAGGCUUUUCUCCCACAAGCUCCGGAAAGAAUUAUGCCCUCCUCAGGAUUUACUCACCUAA
Molecule: messenger RNA, 1380 nt
Organism: Fraxinus pennsylvanica
Lineage: Eukaryota; Viridiplantae; Streptophyta; Magnoliopsida; Lamiales; Oleaceae
Source: the annotation of a GenBank genome assembly